This is a messenger RNA of Sclerotinia sclerotiorum 1980 UF-70, 597 nucleotides long. RefSeq lists its product as hypothetical. The record is from RefSeq and is a predicted model, not a curated record. The coding region runs from base 1 to 597 and encodes 198 amino acids. Lineage: Eukaryota; Fungi; Ascomycota; Leotiomycetes; Helotiales; Sclerotiniaceae. The transcript has a single exon.
AUGACAACUCCACUGCGAGAAACCCUCCCAAAUGGCCUCCCAAAUAUCCAACGUCUCAUCACAACCACCAACCCGAACGGCAAAUCCAUCCUCGAAUCUAGUAUCUCCCCAGCCCCCGUCUGGCAACCCAUCCAAAACAACAACAUGUCCUUCUUCCUCGCCUACACCACCCACCAAUUCCCCAUCUCCCUCUCUCACACCCCUUCAUCCCAAAACUCCACCUCUACAACCCCUAUCGAUAUAGCCUCUUACAUCUCCGAUCUCUCUAAUCCACCCGGUCUCUCUAUUUCCUCUGGAACAGUAGUGCGUUUUGUGGAUUUUGCCCCCGGAAUUGAAUGUCCGAUGCAUAAGACUGUGAGUUUGGAUUAUGGGGUUGUGUUGGAGGGGAUCAUUGAGUUGGUUUUGGAUUCUGGGGAGAAGAGGGUUAUGGGGAGGGGGGAUUUGUGUGUGCAGAGGGCUACGGGUCAUUUGUGGAGAAAUGUUACCCCCGGGGAGGGAUGGGCGAGGAUGAUGUUUGUUUUGGUGGGGGUGGAGAGGGGGGUGGGGAUUGAGGAGGUGGGGGUGGAAGGGAUGGAGGGGGUGAGGAGGAGUGAGUAG